Molecule: messenger RNA, 885 nt
Organism: Paramecium tetraurelia
Lineage: Eukaryota; Ciliophora; Oligohymenophorea; Peniculida; Parameciidae
Exons: 4
Source: RefSeq, a predicted model, not a curated record
AUGGGAUGUGUAUCAACUAAAGAUUAACACAUUAAGCAAUUCAAUAUCAAAUUACCUGAGUCAAGUACAGCAUUAGAUGUCAUAUUAGUAAAUCAAACAACUCUUCAAACCGAUCUGGAUUUAUCUGACUCUCAAGAUCAAUAUAUGUAAAUUGGAAUGAAUCUCAGCAGCAUUGGAGACCUUAAUCCGAAAGUUUAAAUAGUACUUUAAGAAUUGGGGGAUUUAUUCCCUAAUCUAUCUGGUCAGUAUUUGCUGAUGCCAGAUCAAAGCAUUUUUUUCGGAUAAACUUUAAAUGGAAAGAGAAAUGGUUAAGGAAAACAGCAUUGGCCGAAGGAGGGAAAUUUAUUAGAGGGGAUUUGGAUUGAUAAUCAAUUAAAUGGAAGAGCCAGAAUGAUUUAUCCAAAUGGGGACUAUUUCGAUGGGGAUUUUGUUAAUAAUGUGGCUAAUGGCUUAGGCAAAUUUGUCAAUUCUAGAAAAGAGGUCAGAGGAUUUUGGAUUAAUAAUAAAUUAAUUGGAGAAGGCACUGAAAUACGUAAAAAUGGAACGAUUUAUACCGGACAAUUUUAAGAUGGCAAAAUUCAUGGCCAAGGUAAAUUUGAAUUUGCGAAUGGCUGUGUUUAUAAGGGUAACGUGCAUAAGGGAAAGAUGCAUGGAAAUGGGGAGCUUGUCUUUAAUGACAAAACAAGAUAUAUUGGUGAAUUUAGAAAUAAUUGCAUCCAAGGCAGAGGGAUCUAUGAAGCCAGUACUCCUAUACAUGGUUGGUUUCAUUCUAAAUAUGAGAACUAAACUAUGUUUCUCUACUUCUUUAGACAAGAAACCCCAGUCUUAAUAGACCACCAAGAUUGCACUCUAAUUUAAAAAUAAUUAAGUACUUUUUUUGAUUGA